AUGACGGAGCAUCUGAAAGCUCUUGACCAGGAAGUAAAUAAGUUUGUGGACUAUAUGUUUGGACCUCGGGAUUCCAGGGUUAGAGGAUGGCUACUUUUGGAUUCUUACCUUCCUACAUUUUUCCUUACUUGUGCAUACCUACUGUGCAUAUGGCUAGGCAACAAGUUCAUGAAGAACAGGCCUCCGUUCUCCCUCAGGGCUCACCUCAUUGUAUAUAACCUUGGGAUUACACUGCUCUCCUUGUACAUGCUCAUAGAGCUCAUCCUUGCCACAUGGGAAGGAGGCUACAACUUGCAGUGCCAGAACCUCCACAGUGCAGGGGCGGCCGACAUCCGGGUAGCCAAGGUGCUGUGGUGGUAUUAUUUUUCCAAAGUAAUUGAAUUCAUGGACACUAUCUUCUUCGUACUGAGGAAGAAAAGUAGUCAGAUCACCUUUCUCCAUGUUUAUCACCAUGCCACCAUGUUUAACAUCUGGUGGUGUGUCCUGAACUGGAUACCCUGUGGGCAAAGUUUCUUUGGACCCACUUUGAAUAGCUUUAUCCACGUGCUCAUGUAUUCUUAUUAUGGACUGUCAGUCAUCCCUUCUAUGCACAAGUAUCUGUGGUGGAAGAAAUACCUCACUCAGGCACAAUUGAUCCAGUUUCUGCUCACUAUUGUGCACACACUCAGUGCGGCUGUGAAGCCAUGUGGAUUUCCAUUUGGCUGCCUCAUGUUCCAGUCUUCCUACAUGGCCACACUGGUCAUUCUCUUUGCAAACUUUUACAUUAAGACAUACCAGAAAGCACCUUCAAGAACAGUUGUAAAGGAGACCCCUGUUACAACAGAAAUAAAGAAUGGUUUCCAUAAGGACUACUUUGCUGCUGCCAAUGGAUUCCUGAAUAAGAAAGCACAAUAA
Cygnus atratus (black swan) is the source of this 894-nucleotide messenger RNA. It is a transcript of the gene ELOVL2, whose product is annotated as ELOVL fatty acid elongase 2. The transcript has 8 exons. Gene Ontology annotation, cellular component: endoplasmic reticulum; endoplasmic reticulum membrane. Gene Ontology annotation, biological process: fatty acid elongation, saturated fatty acid; sphingolipid biosynthetic process; fatty acid elongation, polyunsaturated fatty acid. Gene Ontology annotation, molecular function: fatty acid elongase activity. NCBI's taxonomy places the organism in Eukaryota, Metazoa, Chordata, Aves, Anseriformes, Anatidae. The coding region runs from base 1 to 894 and encodes 297 amino acids. The record is from RefSeq and is a predicted model, not a curated record.